This is a messenger RNA of Xyrauchen texanus (razorback sucker), 2579 nucleotides long. It is a transcript of the gene csgalnact1b, whose product is annotated as chondroitin sulfate N-acetylgalactosaminyltransferase 1b. Gene Ontology annotation, cellular component: Golgi cisterna membrane. The coding region runs from base 328 to 1920 and encodes 530 amino acids. NCBI's taxonomy places the organism in Eukaryota, Metazoa, Chordata, Actinopteri, Cypriniformes, Catostomidae. The record is from RefSeq and is a predicted model, not a curated record. The transcript is spliced from 8 exons. Gene Ontology annotation, molecular function: glucuronosyl-N-acetylgalactosaminyl-proteoglycan 4-beta-N-acetylgalactosaminyltransferase activity.
AGGAGCUGUUCACAAAACCUCCUACAGGUAAUCUGCAAACAUACUGGGGAGGCCGGCACCAUGAGGGUACACAUAUAAAUGCAGCUGGUGCUUAUAAGAUCAAACUUUAUCUUAAGAGAGGAAUCAAGAACACAGUAAAGCCUUCAGAAAACGCUGGAAUCUCAGACACUUUAAUUGGCAUCAAGAAUCCGGAACCAAAGUGAUGGAGGAAAUAACAUGAUGUUGACAGAGUUUUUACUGGAACUGCAUUAUAUGACCAAACUUGUGGCUCGAUAGUUAGAAAGCAAUCGUACAGUUUCACCCGCUGUUGCCCAGUUACAGUCAGUCAUGCUGAAGAGAUGGUUUCUCGUCUUGACACACAGCAGGCGUGUUAUUCUUGCGUUGAUGUUCUGCUGUGUGCUGCUCCUCUAUUGUCUGGCAUGCAGAACACACAGCCAAAGACCUCAACACCAAACCUGGUCAGGACACACGGUGGCUGGAAAGACAUACAAGGUUUUACUGCAACAUCACGAGCAGCAGUAUCUUCAGUACACCAACAACCUCACCAAACGAAUCUCCCAGCUGAAGAAAGAGCUGCAGGAGCGGAGCAGACAGCUGCAGAGAUCUGUGGAACAAGCUGCCGUCAUGUUCCCGCUGGAUCAUGGGGACAAAAGCCCCUCAGAGCUGGAGGAGUUUCUGCAGAAACAGCUCCAAUGUUCAGAGGUCCACACAGGUGAACGGGUGCUGAAUGAGUUUGCUGUUCUGCCAUUUGAGAGUUUCACCCUUCACAGAGUGUAUCAGUUGGAGAUGGGCCUCACACGACACCCGGUGGAAAGACCGUUCCGUCCAGACCGCCGGAACGAGCUGAACGGAGCAUUAGAAGCUGCGUUACAGGUGCUGAAUGAACCGCAGCUUGGAGACACACGGCGCAGAAGGAUUUACUCACCUAAAGAUUUCUUAGAGGGAAUCUUUCGCACAGAAAGAGACAAAGGAACGAUAUACGAUCUUGCAUUCCGAGAAAACGGCGUUCCAGACUUCAGAAGACUCGUUUUCUUCCGUCCGUUUGCACCGCUGAUGAAAGUUAAGGAUGUAUUCGUUGACGCGUCCAAAAUCCUUAUAAACGUAAUUGUACCGCUGACCAAGAGCGUGGACACAUUCAGGCAAUUCAUGCAGAAUUUCAGUGAAGCUGGCGUGCGUCAGGAUGGAAGAACGCAUCUCACCGUGGUAUUGUUUGGGUCAGAAAAGCUGGAUGAAGUGAAAGGAAUUCUGGACUUAAUAUCAAGGAGGUUGAACUACAAGAACGUGACUCUGAUUCAUCUACAUGAAGAGUUCUCCAGAGCUCGAGGGCUGGAGGUCGGUGUGCGCGGGUGGAAGCACAGCAAUGUUCUCCUCUUCUUCUGUGAUGUGAAUGUUCGAUUUACAGGAGAGUUCCUAAAAUCCUGCCGAAUUAAUGCAGAACCAGGUAAAAAAGUGUUUUAUCCAGUGAUGUUCAGUCAGUAUAAUCCAAAGGUCCUGUAUGGUCACAAUGUUCCUCGUGUUGAAGAACAGCUGGUGAUCAGAAAAGAUUUUGGCUUCUGGAAGGAUUAUGAUUUCAGGAUGACGUGUCUGUACAGAUCAGAUUUUAUAAACAUCGGUGGAUUCGAUCUGACAAAGGGCCGCGCGACAGAUGACGUACAUCUCUACAGGAAGUUCCUUCACAGCGGGCUGCUGGUGGUGCGUGCGCCGUCACGUGCGCUGUUUCACAUGUGGCAUGAGAUUCUCUGUCCUGAGCAUAUAUCUGCUGAAACAUUUACAUUGUGUUUGCAGUCUAAAGCCUUGAAUGAAGCGCCUCACAGUCAUCUGAGCAAACUGUUCGUCCAGCAACACAUCAACAAUCAAACGCACAAAUACGACAAACGUAAAGCCACGAGGAACACAUUCAACACUUCUACUCUUGUCUAAGCAAACGCUUUAUUUAAUCGCCUGUUCGUGGAAUAAUUCAUUAAGAUCUGGUGUUUCUCAGUGGAUUAAAGCCAUGAGCUUUAAUCAUUAAGCUUUUUGCAUUUAAUUAAUUUCUAUUCUAUUCUAUUAUUUUGUUAUUUUAUUUAGAUUUAAAUGCAUGGCAUAUCUCCUGUAGCACCAGUACUGAAAUGUACCCUGUUAAACGGGGGAUUGUGAGAUUUUGGGAAGACUUUGUGGUUUUUUCCCAUUAAAAUUGAGAGCAUUGUACACCUUUUCUUUGCCUGUUUUAUAAAAACUGUUCUGGUGUAAUUUGGACAUUUUUCUUAGGUCGAAUAGGUACAUUUAAGGAAAAGGGAUGUUUUAUAUACAUAUUACAGCAAAGUUAAACAUAUCGUGGUAUAUUAUAAAUGUAUUGAUAAUUUAUGUGAAAUUUGUUAUUUUUAAUAAACUUAGUAAAUGGUCAUUGUGUAAACCAAAUUUUGCACAUUUAAAUAAAAUAUGCCAAAAAAUAAAUUAUUUGAAUACAUUGACAGGAGUUAAAAACCUGUCGAACCUUUAUAUUAUACACUUGGCAUGUGUUAUAUUGAAGAGCCUUCUAACUCACACACUCAAGUACAGAACUGAAGUUGUGGGGAAUACCCAUAAGCCCUUGCACUUUA